Messenger RNA from Dujonia railenensis, 4674 nucleotides. The record is from the annotation of a GenBank genome assembly. NCBI's taxonomy places the organism in Eukaryota, Fungi, Ascomycota, Pichiomycetes, Serinales, Debaryomycetaceae.
AUGAUUGAAUUUGAUUUUCCAAAUGUGCUUUAUCUGCCAUUUGGCAAUUCAAUUGACCCAGACUUCUACUACUUCGUAGUCAUUGUCUUUCAGACUGUUAGCGGUUUGUUCUCAUUAUAUCAGCUUCUAGGAAUUUCCCUCAGCAAGGAAUAUGGUCCACAUAAAUUAAAGUAUUCUUUUGGUUCUGGUACGUCAGGGCCAUUCCAACAGUUCAGAUUGUUAUUUAUCGUUCUUCAAACGGUGAUUUUAGGUGGACAAUUGCUACUUAACUCGGGAUGUUUACUUUCAGUAGUCUCUCUAGUUUUGUCUGUCUUGAUUUCUUCUUGUAUUAUUUUGCCCCUUCACUUGUUUGAACCUACCAAGUCUGUUGUUCAAUUGGCAUCCUUAUUGGUAUUUUGGUCCUUGUCUGUUGUCUUGAAUUUGGUUGGAACGGCUCAAGAUGUCUUCUCCGAGCAUUGGAUCUACUCCACAGGAUCCGUCUUGGGUCUCACACUUGAAAUAUCACGUCUCAUAUUGGUGGUCGCAAUUUUGGUAUUAGAGGUUUACUUUUGGUAUCCUACAAAGGAGCUUGUAGAGUAUUAUGACUUGAACGAGUGGAAAAUUGAAGAAGAGGCGAACCUCUUCUCAUAUUUAACUUACAACUGGGUGACUCCCUUAAUAUCUCAAGUGUACGAUACCGAUGAAGUCAACUUCGAAUCGAUCCUCCAACCCCCUGCUUUUGUCAAGUCCGCUCCAACUCUGGAGAAACUUCAAAGUCUUUGGAAUGGACAAUUGGAAAGAGCAAGAAAGAAUGCAUAUAAAAGUUCGACAGCAGAUGAGAGUAUUCCAGAUAGUAAACUUAAAGUGUCAUUACUCUCUCCACUUUUAAGGUUCUAUCCUGGAUUUAUACUUAUUGCUAUACUUUCUGACUUGGUGGAUAUUUCAAUUACGUUUAUCAACCCAUUUUUGUUGAAAUGGUUUAUUAGUUUCUUCACAGAGAGAACAAUGGAACAUGAAGAUAAUCCACCACCCUUGAUUAUUGGCUAUUUCAUUGCUACCCUAAUGUAUUUGAUUUCAGUAUUCGACUAUUUUUUUUUCAAUCAAGCAUCAAUGGUAGAGUUGAGAUUGGGAUUCUGUUUUGAAUCUUCCCUUUCAACCAUGAUCUACAACAAAGCUUUGAAAUUAAGUCCAGCAGCCCGAAGGAAUAAGUCAGCUGGUGAAUUUGUCACCAAUGUCAGUACCGAUAUAAACACUAUUGGAGGUUUUUGCAGUCAAUUACAAGUUUUCAUUAGUGUUCCCUUAAAAUUUGCCUUAUGUUUAAUCCUGUUGAAGAAAUUAAUAAAGGAUGCCACAUGGACUGGACUUAUUACCAUAGGAGUGCUAAUUCCAGUUGGUGGACUAAUUAGUCUUACCUUUGUUUCAUUAUUUCCAAAGUUAAUGAAAGCUAAAGACGAAAGAGCUACCCUAACAACCGAAGUGCUAAAUUCAAUCAAGUCGAUCAAAUUAUAUUCCUGGGAGAAACCAAUGUUGGAGAAGAUUAGAGCAAUUAGAAACGACAAAGAAUUGGACACAUUGAAGAAGAUUGGUAUAGCUAUGUCUUUUGUGAUGUUCUUAUUUCUGUGUAUUCCAUUUUUUGUUUCAGCAGCAUGUUUUACUGCAUUCAUUAGAAUGUACGACAUUCCACUUACUCCAGAAUUACUUUUUCCUUCUUUAACUAUUAUUGGGAUGUUAAAUGAGCCAAUUUUCAUGAUACCAGGCCUUAUAUCUAUGACUGUUCAAGCUUUUACUAGUGUGGAAAGAAUACGUGAAUUGUUUUUAAUGGAAGAGGCUGAUUCUACGUUUGUUAAAACUGAAAGUGCAGAAGGGAAGAGAAUUGGAGACAUUACUGUCAAAUUAACAGAUGGUAAUUUUAAAUGGGAUAAAAAGAUUGACAAUAAGGAAAACACGAAAGAAAAUGGGAAUGACAUAUCUUCAAAUGUGGAUAGUCAAUCAUCUACAGUGCCUGAUGUAGAACCAGUCCAGGAACAACAGCUGGAUAUCCCUAAUUCUGAGGUAUCAUCAUCAACUACUUCUUCUAAUUCUGGAUUUGCGUUGUCAAAUAUUAAUAUCUUUGCAAGGAAAGGACAGUUAACUUGUGUCGUCGGGAAAGUUGGCUCAGGUAAGUCAGCUAUUUUCCAGGCACUCCUUGGUGAAAUGCCACACAAUGAUCCAAAGACAGAAAUAACCAUAUCUGGGUCGAUUGCAUAUUGUGCACAAAUUCCGUGGAUCUUAAAUGGUACUGUCAAAGAAAACAUUUUAUUUGGCUGCAAAUAUGAUCCCGACUUUUACUCAAAAACAAUUGAUGCUUGCGAAUUAAUGUCCGACUUCAAUUCUUUGCCAAACGGUGAUGAAACUUUGGUGGGUGAGAAGGGAAUCUCUCUUUCUGGCGGACAAAAGGCAAGAAUCUCCUUGGCUAGAGCAGUUUACUCAAAGUCUGACAUAUACUUUUUGGAUGACGUAUUAUCAGCGGUCGAUGUUCAUGUGGCAGCAAAUAUAAUUGAGAAGGUAUUGGGUCCUAAUGGACUUUUGAACAGUAAAACUAUACUCUUGGCAACAAACUCAGUUAAAGUUUUACAUGACGCUGAUUGGAUUUACAUGUUAAGUGAUGGAACUAUAAUAGAAGAAGGAACAUUGUCUGAAGUUCUUCAAAAAGAAGGAAAAUUGAAUGACCUUAUACGAGAAUUUGGGAAACGGGACGAAUCGAUUAAAGAAAUAAGUGAGUCAGAGUUUUCUGCAGAUAAUUCUCUUAAACGAACGGCCAGUCGUGAAACAGUUGGAAAUAUGUCGAUAGAUUCUGUAUCUAACUCAAUCUCUGGAUUAGAUAAAGAAGAUGAUGAAAAUUCAGAGAAAGGUGGAGUUCCAUUUUCUGUAUUCAUUGAGUACUUUGAAGCUUGUAACUUUCAUUGGGCCAUUGUAUACAUAGUAUUAACUAUUAUUAUCCUGUUCAUCGGUGUAUUGGAAAAUAAUGUUCUAAGAGAAUGGUCAGAAUUAAAUUCUAAGGCAAACAAGAACGUUGAUUCAUCUCAUUUCUUGUACCAGUAUGUUGGCCUUGGAGUAAUCGGUGCAUUCUUGAAUUUGUUCACAUCUUUUAUAUUAUGGUCUCUUUGUAUUAUUCGUGGUGCACGUUUCUUUCAUGACAAGAUGAUUCAAUCAGUUUUGAAAUCUCCAAUGCGGUUCUUUGAAACAACACCGAUCGGUAGGAUCUUAAAUAGAUUCACACUGGAUAUUUCAGAUGUUGACCUUUCAUUACCAUUUACCUUCAUAAGCUUCGUUAUGACAGUAGUAAGUGCAUUUCUGACAUUUUCAGUGAUAGUUUAUAACUUGCCUUCUAUUGCCAUAUUACUUUUUGGGCUUUUGGUUGUUUAUAACAACAUUAGGAAAUAUUUCAUUCCGUGCUCCAGAGAAUUGAAGAGGCUACUGAGUAGGUCAAAAUCACCUGCAAUCAAUCAUUUUCAAGAAACAGUGAGCGGGAUUGAAACAAUUAAAGCUUAUGAUAGACAAUCAAGCUUCCAGAUGAAAAACAUGAGAAAUAUUGAUAAAGUCAUUACAGCUCAAUAUGCAAGUCAGGCUUGUAAUAUGUGGUUGUCAAUUCGAAUUAAAUCAAUAUCGUGCAUCUUAAUUUAUGCUUCGUCGUUGUUAUCUUUGCUUUCAAUUGGUGGCCGUAGAGAAAUUAAGCCGGCACUUCUAGGAUUCAUUAUGACUUACGCACUUUCCACUACUGGUAUUUUAAAUAAUAUCGUGAGGAUUUGGGCCCAAGUAGAAACUGAUGCUGUUUCUAUUGAGAGAAUCAUAGAAUAUUGCCACUUACCACCAGAGGAAAAUGAGAGCAAUGACUAUGUAUUACCACCAAAGAAUUGGCCCACUCAUGGUGAAAUUGAAUUUGUCAAUUACUCUACAAGGUAUGCUGAAAAUUUAGAUGAUGUCCUUUCGCAGAUUAAUGUUCACAUUAAUAGUCAAGAAAGGAUAGGAAUAGUAGGAAGAACUGGAGCUGGAAAGUCUUCCUUGACAUUAGCUUUGUUCAGGAUAAUAGAAAGCACCUCAGGGAAAAUUUUGAUUGAUGGAUUAGAUAUUUCUAAAAUUUCCCUCUCCACCCUUCGUCAACAUUUGAGUAUUAUUCCUCAGGAUUCACAGACUGUUAAGGGAUCUGUCAGAGGAAACUUGGAUCCGUUAGAAUUAUUUACUGAUGAUCAGCUUUGGAAUGUAUUGGAACUAGCUCAUCUUAAAAACCAUGUGGAGGAAAUGAAAACAGAACCCACUGAAAAGCAAUUAAAGGAUAAUAAAGAUGAAGAAACAAAGUACGGUCUUGACGCUAUCAUUGAAGACAAUGGAUCAAAUCUCUCUGCAGGGCAAAGACAACUAUUGUGCUUAGCAAGAGCGUUAUUGAACCCUUCUAAGAUUCUAUUGCUAGAUGAAGCAACUGCUGCUGUUGAUGUUCAGACUGAUAAAAUUAUACAAGAGACCAUUAGAACAGAGUUCAAAGACAAAACUAUUUUGAUUAUUGCCCACAGGUUAGAAACUAUUAGAGAUAGUGAUAAAAUUUUAGUAUUGGACAAAGGUAAGGUUUCUGAAUUUGGCCCCCCAGACGAAUUGUUGCAGAAUACCGAAGGAAUAUACUAUCUGUUUUGCAAAGAGGGCCAAAUAGAUAAUCCUCAAUAG